Necator americanus (New World hookworm) is the source of this 1506-nucleotide messenger RNA. RefSeq lists its product as uncharacterized. The record is from RefSeq and is a predicted model, not a curated record. Lineage: Eukaryota; Metazoa; Nematoda; Chromadorea; Rhabditida; Ancylostomatidae. Gene Ontology annotation, molecular function: oxidoreductase activity. The coding region runs from base 1 to 1506 and encodes 501 amino acids. The transcript has 9 exons.
AUGGUUCGUUUCAAGAAUAAGGUGGCCAUCAUCACCGGUUCAAGUAAUGGCAUUGGAAAAGAGACAGCGAUUUUGUUCGCGUCCGAAGGUGCCAAAGUUACAAUAACCGGAAGGAAUGAAGCUGCGCUGCAGGAAACAAAGGAGGUCAUGGUUCAAGGUGGUACACCUGAGGAGAACAUUGUUAUGAUCAAGGGAGACCUCAGAAAUGCGGACGUUCAGAAGAACCUUGUGGAAGCUACGGUUAAGAAGUUUGGCGGCAUCGAUAUUCUAGUGAAUAACGCCGGAGGAGGAGGAAUCGACAAUUCAAGCAAGCAAGGACUUGACCAAGAAUUAGAUAACUACGACUACAUCCUUGAACUGAAUACACGCAGUGUGGUUGCAUUAUGCAAACUUGCACUUCCGUAUCUUGUUGAGAGACAAGGGGAAAUCAUCAUGGUCAGCAGCAUAUGUGGUCUCGCACAAGGCUGCCCAUCGCUUCCAUACUAUUCCAUGUCAAAGGGAGCACUCGAUCAGUUAAUGAGAGCGUUAGCAGUAGAAUACAUCGGUAAAGGAGUGCGCGUGAAUUCUGUGAAUCCUGGCCUCAUCACCACAACUUUCAUGCAGAAACAAGGAGCAACAUUAGAACAACAGCUAGAGGAGUCAUAUAGACUACCGAAACGGAAAAGGACUAGAAUGGCGAUCUGUACUUAUAACGCACGUACGCUUGCAUCGGAAGCGGCCAUCGAAGAUCUGAUGAUGCAAGCCAAGAAGAUCAAGUACGACGUCAUCGGACUGACCGAGACGAGACGACGUCACCCUCUCAACGCCGUAUAUGAAACUGGAGAAGAACUGUUCUUAGGAACAUGCGACAGUAGAGGUGUUGGUGGAGUUGGCGUCCUCAUCAACACGAGUAUGGCAAAGAACACCGACUCUUUCGAACAACUUAUGACCCAAAUCGGACGUCUGCGGAUGAGAAGAUGUGGUCCAACACCAGCUUUGACUAUCUUCGUCGCUUACGCUCCAACAUCAGGCUACGAAGAAGAAGAAGUCGAAGCUUUCUAUAUGGACCUGGAGAAGUUCUACCGAGAAGAUCAUGUCUUUUACAAGGUCAUAAUUGGCGAUUUCAACGCCAAAGGUGGCCCAAGAAGAAUGCUUGAGAAACCUCACAUCGGGAUCACGGCCUGUAAUGGAUCGACCAGGGGGAGGCUCUCUGGGUUCAUCAUGACGACUAAGACCAUCCAUGGGAACUCACAAUUCCAGAAGCACUCCUCUCUACGCUGGACGUGGGAGUCCGGUGGAGGGUACCGUAAUGAACGCGAAAAAUUCCUUAGUUCGGAUGCCAAACGUAUACCAGCUCGUCGCUCUGGAACUGCACUGGAAAUUGCGAACGCAAUCGCUUUUCUUGCUGACCGGAAUGUCUCAUCGUACGUGGUUGGACAUACACUGGUUGUCGAUGGCGGUUGCUCUAUUAUAAAUCCACUUCUAGCACAUUAUUCACUCGAUUAUAAAACUCCGGCUUCAUAUUGA